AGGUUCCUCUAACCGCGGCCCUUUCGCGAAGCCGAGUCUAUUUUCCAGGAGCAGAGAGCGCCAGCCAUGGAUCCUCGGAGCGGAAAGGCGACGCGGACAGCUUCGAAGGCGGGAGCCGCCACCUCCAAGAUUUUGGCGCAGAGUGCGAAGGGCGCCCCGACGAAACCCUCGUCGACGAAGCCCAGCCAGACGAAGCCCAUCGAGUGUCCGGUUGUCCCCAAAGCUGUCAGGCCCCACGAGCAGAAUUGCAGCUCCACUAGAGCGUCGGGGAACCAGCGGAAGAAGAGCCCCCCGGGCUCCCGGGAGAGACCGCAGGUCCGCGCGCGGGGUGCGCGCACCGAGAAGGCCCCUCUGAGCGGUGACGCGGUGAACGGGCACACGGAUCUGGCCAAGGCGCAGGAGUCUCCCGCGGCUCCGGAGCCGCCCCGUCCCAGAGCUGGAUCUCGCCGAAAAGGGAGUGCAUGUGCCAAGACGGCGCCUCUGAGCGCCCAGGACGCCUUGAACGGGCACACGGAUCUGGCCCAGGAGCCGGAGUCGCCCCUUCCCAGAGCUGGAUCUCGCCGAAAAGGGAGUGCAUUUGCCAAGAAGGCGCCUCUGAGCCGUGACGCGGUGGACGGGCACACGGAUCUGGCCGAGGGGCCGGAGCCUCCCGCGGCUCCGGAGUCGCCCCUUCCCAGAGCUGGAUCUCGCCGAAAAGGGAGUGCAUGUGCCAAGACGGCGCCCCUGAGCGCCCAGGACGCCUUGAACGGUCAGGCGGGUCUGGCCCAGGAGCCGGAGUCGCCCCUUCCCAGGGCUGGAUCUCGCCGAAAAGGAGGUGCAUGCACCAAGAAGGCUCCUCUGAGCGCCGAGGACAUCUUGAACGGACAGGCCAUUCUGGCCGAGGGGCCAGAGCCUCCCGCAGCCCCGGAGUCGCCCCUUCCUAGGGCUGGAUCCGCGCGCUCCGCUGGGGAGCGGAGACCUCCGUCCAGGCCAACGGAGGACGCCGGCCAGGAUCCGCUGGUUCCAGCCUCUAGUCUGGGCCGGAGGGACGCGGUGCCCGGCGUCUGGAAGCUCGGGGCGGUGCUGGAUAAGUUGAAGCUACGUCGCGCAGAAAUCUCAGAAGCCGCGGAGGUUGUAAACAGGGUCGUGGGCCACCUGCUACGAGGACUGAAGAGCGGCUGGUCCGAGUUUAAAGGUGUCGAGUUGCUUCCCACUGGGAGCUACUACGAGCACGUGAAGGUUUCUGCUCCUAAUGAAUUUGACGUUAUGUUUAAACUGGACGUCCCCAGAAUUCAGCUAGAAGAAUAUUGUGACAGUGGUGCUCAUUACUUUGUGAAGUUCAAAAGAAACCCCCAAGGAAAUCCUCUGAAUCAGUUUUUAGUAGGGGAAAGAUUAUCAGCUUCUAAGAUGCUGUCCAAGUUUAGGGAUCUCAUUAAGAAAGAAAUUAAAAACAUUCAAGAUACAGAUAUCAUUGUGGAGAAGAAAAAGAGAGGAUGUCCUGCUGUAACACUUCUUAUUAAAACACCUAAAGAAAUAUCUGUGGAUAUAAUCUUGGCUUUGAAAGUACAAAGCAGCUGGCCACUGAGCACCCAGAAUGGCAUGCCCAUUGAAAAUUGGCUUGGAAGAAAAGUAAAGAAAAACCUAAGACUACAGCCAUUUUACCUGGUACCUAAGCCUGCAAGGGAAGGAAAUGGUUUUCAAGAAGAAACAUGGCGGCUAUCCUUCUCUCACAUUGAAAAGGACAUUUUGAAAAAUCAUGGAAAAGAAAAAACAUGCUGUGAAAGUAAUGGAGUGAAAUGUUACAGGAAAUGUUGUUUAAAACUAAUGAAAUAUCUUUUAGAAAAAUUGAAAGAAAAGUUUGAAGACCGAAAGGAAUUGGGUAAAUUCUGUUCUUACCACGUGAAAACUGCCUUCUUUCACGUAUGUGCCCAGAACCCAGAUGACAGUCAGUGGCGAGACAACCUGGAGUUCUGCUUUGAUAGAUGUCUGGAAUACUUUCUUUAUUGCCUCAAGUCAGAAAAUCUUGAGAAUUUUUUUAUUCCUAAAGCCAAUCUAUUCUCUCGAGAUAAAAUUGACAGGAUAAGUAAAGAAUUUCUGACAAAAGAAAUUGAAUAUGAAAGAAACAAUAGAUUUCCAAUUUUUGGUGAAUUUUGAAAAUAUAUAAAAAUAUACAUCAAUUAUAUAUAUUUAACUUAUUUUUAUUGUUGAGAGUAUUACUGAUGUCCCCCAUUUUCUUCCCUUUUGUCCCCCUCCACCCAGCUACU
This is a messenger RNA of Myotis lucifugus (little brown bat), 2243 nucleotides long. RefSeq names its product cyclic GMP-AMP synthase (gene CGAS). Lineage: Eukaryota; Metazoa; Chordata; Mammalia; Chiroptera; Vespertilionidae. Bases 67 to 2133 code for a protein of 688 amino acids. Gene Ontology annotation, molecular function: 2',3'-cyclic GMP-AMP synthase activity; chromatin binding; double-stranded DNA binding. Gene Ontology annotation, cellular component: site of double-strand break; nucleus; cytosol. Gene Ontology annotation, biological process: activation of innate immune response; positive regulation of type I interferon production; negative regulation of double-strand break repair via homologous recombination. The transcript has 5 exons. The record is from RefSeq and is a predicted model, not a curated record.